Aureobasidium melanogenum CBS 110374 is the source of this 1365-nucleotide messenger RNA. Its product is annotated as mitochondrial matrix Mmp37. The transcript has 2 exons. Gene Ontology annotation, molecular function: phosphatidate cytidylyltransferase activity. Lineage: Eukaryota; Fungi; Ascomycota; Dothideomycetes; Dothideales; Saccotheciaceae. The record is from RefSeq and is a predicted model, not a curated record. Gene Ontology annotation, biological process: cardiolipin biosynthetic process; CDP-diacylglycerol biosynthetic process. The annotation marks the transcript as partial. Gene Ontology annotation, cellular component: mitochondrion.
GCUGCUCGCUCUGCAUCCUCAUCGUCCUCCUCCUCCAGCUCGUCCUCCUCAUCCGCUCCCGAGUCCAAGACCUCGACCGCAUCCACAUCUCCUCCGCAAUCUUCAGCAGCAGCUACUCCCAACCAGACCAUGCCCGAGGGCUGGGAGGACAAUGCCGAUUACUCACAAAUCACCGCCUUCUCGCAACUCCCCCACCGUUACUUCGGCACCAAUCAACAUAUCAAGAUCAAUGAAGACUUCAAAGAAGCCAUGCGCCAGGUUCUAUGGCAGUUCCGCGCUCCAAUCCGUUACGCUUUCGCAUACGGAAGUGGUGUCUUCACUCAGGCCACCAACCAGUCAGCAACCAACGUCGCCCAAUCCUUUUCCCCUCACCCUCAUCCACCCGAGGCCGUCACAAAAUGGCAAGAAGGUGGUGGAAAGAUCAUCGACUUUAUCUUUGGUGUCUCUCACACAGAGCAUUGGCAUUCUACCAACAUGCGUCAGAAUCCCCAUCACUACAGUUUCUUGAAGAGCUUGGGUUCUUGGACCGUCUCCAAAGUACAGGACAGCUUCGGUGCUGGAGUUUAUUUCAACCCUUACAUCACCGUCAAUGGUGUCAUGAUCAAGUACGGUGUCGUCAAUAUCAACACCAUCUGCAAGGAUCUGAGCGACUGGGAUACUUUGUACCUGGCUGGUAGGCUUCAAAAGCCCGUCAAGAUUCUCAGAGAUGAUCCAAGAGUCAGACUCGCGAACCAGAUUAACCUCAUGUCUGCAGUUCGUACUGCUUUGCUGAUGUUGCCCGAAAAGUUUACCGAGAGAGAACUCUACACAACUAUCGCUGGUAUUUCUUACAUGGGCGAUCCUAGAAUGAACCCUCGAUUCGGAAGUGAGAACCCUCGCAAGGUUUCCAACAUUGUCGAUGCACAGCUGCCUAGCUUCCGCCAACUCUAUGUUCCCCUCAUCGAGAAUCUGCCUAAUGUGGAUUUCAACGACUCAAGAGUCCCUCUAGAACCUGGGUGGCAGACAGAGGCGGCUUUGCAGCAAGACAUGGACCCCAAGCGCCGAGGAAACAUGGUUCGCCGCCUCCCCAAGAGUUUCCGCCAGAAGCUCUACUGGAACUACCAGAAAAAGUUCCAGAUUCCUGGCUCAGCAUUCGACAAAGUCAUCGAAGAAGCCACAGACGAAGAUUCUAUGAGUAUCAGACGUCGUGAGGGUGGUGACUUUGAGCGUCGCAUCGGCACCCAGGAUGACCUCUCCGAGGCUGUAGGUGACUGUAUCAAGAAGACCAUCAGCUGGCCGAGUACAAGCCAGUCUCUGAAAGGUGUUCUUACUGGUGGACCAACUCGUUCUUGGAAGUAUCUCCAGGAGAAGCGCCAAAAGGGCAAG